UUACCGAUGUCGGUGUGCGUCAGAGUUAAUGCCUGUUCCAGAAGAACCAACCACGAAAACAGACUAAAAUCACUUCUGCUCCAUUGCACAAAAUUCGCUGUUAAUCUAUCUAUACGAGCCAAUAUUUUCUUUUCCCGGGAAAGCUUACAUUUAUUUUUUCCCCAUUCAAAAUUCACAUUUGCGCCGAAUGCUAUGCGUUUGAGCCCGAUCUGAAGCAUAGAGUUUUUGAAAAAUGGGGGAAAAGUCUGGUUCGAAGGGAUGGUGUGGUUGGUUACUCGUUUUGGUGAUUCUUGCUCUGAUUGUGGGUGCCAUUGUAUUCGCAAUCAAGAAGAAGAAAUCAGGUAACUCCGACGAGGCUGCUCCGGUUCCUGGACCUCCCGGUGCAAUUUCUAAGGACUACGCUGACGCCCUCAAAAUUGCUAUGCAAUUCUUCGACGUACAGAAAUCUGGAAAGUUGGAAGACAAUAAGAUAUCAUGGAGGGGCGAUUCGGGUUUAACAGAUGGAAGUGAAGCGAAAGUGGAUCUGACGAAAGGAAUGUACGACGCCGGAGAUCACAUGAAGUUUGGUUUUCCAAUGGCGUUUACUGCCACUGUCUUGUCUUGGACGAUUCUCGAGUAUGGUGAUCAAAUGGAUGCAGUGAAUCAGUUGGAGCCAGCUCAAGACUCACUGAAGUGGAUUACUGACUACCUUAUUAAUGCUCACAUUUCAGACAAUGUCCUCAUUGUCCAGGUGGGUAAUCCUGAAACAGACCAUAAGUGUUGGGAAAGGCCUGAAGACAUGGCCGAGAAGAGGCCUCUCACACAGGUUAAUACCUCCUCUCCGGGAUCAGAUGUUGCAGGUGAAACUGCAGCAGCUUUGGCUUCAGCAUCUCUUGUUUUCAAGAAGAGCAACCCAACAUACUCGAGCAAUCUUCUUAAGCAUGCCAAGCAAUUGUUUGCUUUUGCUGAUAAGUACAGAGGCUUAUACAGUAAAAGCAUCCCAGAGGUCCAGACAUAUUACAAUUCAACAGGAUUUGGGGACGAGCUCUUGUGGGCAGCAAGCUGGCUCUUUCAUGCAACCGGGGACCAUUCAUACCUUGAUUAUGUGACUGGGGACAAUGGGCAAGAAUUUGCUAAUUUUGGUAGUCCGACCUGGUUUAGUUGGGAUAACAAGCUUGCAGGAACCCAGGUUUUGUUAUCUAGGAUAAGCUUCUUUGGUGCCAAAGGUGUCUCAAACACUGGUGGCCUUCUGAAGUACAGACAGACUGCUGAGGCUGUUAUAUGUGGGCUCUUACCACGUUCUCCAACUGCCACUGAAAGCAGAACAAGGAGUGGUCUUAUAUGGGUCAGUGAAUGGAACGCUCUACAGCACCCUGUUGCUUCAGCAUUCUUGGCUGCUGUUUAUAGCGAUUAUAUGCUUACAACUCGAACAGCAAAAAUAUCCUGUGAUGGACGAUCUUUCACACCAGCAGAUAUUCGCAAAUUCGUUAGAUCACAGGCUGAUUAUGUCUUGGGCGAAAAUCCUAUGAAAAUGAGCUUUCUUGUUGGAUAUGGCGACAAGUUCUCGCAAUUUGUACACCACAGAGGGGCUUCUAUUCCUGUUGACGCAAAGACCGGAUGCACUGAUGGUUUCCAGUGGCUUGAAUCAACUAAGCCCAACCCCAAUGUAGCUGUUGGAGCACUUGUUGGUGGACCCUUUCUCAAUGAAACAUUUAUUGAUUCCCGGAACAACUCCAUGCAGACUGAGCCAAGCACAUACAAUAGUGCUGUAAUUGUUGGUCUUCUAUCAAGCUUGGUCACCACCUCCUCAGCAGUUCAGUCCUUCACCUGAGUUACUAAACUGUGAAACAUGCCUGUAAUAUGCGUUGUAUAUCUGUAUGGUUGAUUUGUUUUGUGAGAGCUUUAGCCCUAUAGUAGUUUGCUUUACAUGUGAAUUAUGUGGUAGCUUCUUGCUUCCUCUUUUGUGAGCUCCUAUAAUCACUCGUUUUGGUAGAGGGCAGGAGUAAUUCUUUCUUAGCAGUAGUCUGUAAUGAGACAAAUUGUUCUUCCCUUUCGUCUCCUGCCCAAAAUUUAUAGCGAAUAUUAAUGUAAUAUUUGGGAAGAAACUAAGUGCUUGGAGUUAUGGCACUGGCCUAGUUUUCUAA
Molecule: messenger RNA, 2123 nt
Organism: Humulus lupulus (European hop)
Lineage: Eukaryota; Viridiplantae; Streptophyta; Magnoliopsida; Rosales; Cannabaceae
Product: endoglucanase 10
Exons: 6
Coding region: 233-1810 (525 amino acids)
Biological process (GO): carbohydrate metabolic process
Molecular function (GO): hydrolase activity, hydrolyzing O-glycosyl compounds
Source: RefSeq, a predicted model, not a curated record